UGACGUACAUUUUUUCAUGCAUUUUCGUAAUAUUUCCAGAAAUUCUUUUAAAGAUUCCAAAAGUGUGAAAAUUUAAAAAACAAAUUAGUGAAUAAAAAGAUAGUGACAAAGGAAGAAAUUAUUUAUUGUUAAACAUAACCUCAGUGAAUUUUAUUGUGCUCGUUUUUUUGUUUAUAAAAAAAAAACUAAUUCGUCAAAUAUGAAUGAAACAAUAUUUACACGAGUGAAAAUUAAUAUGAAAUCAAAGUAUUUUACGUUUAAUGAAUCCUGGUUGAGAGAAUGUGUUCAAUAUUGUUUAAAAACUCAUCCAAAAAUACCAAUUGAAGAAAUUCAAUCAUUUGCUAUUGAACAAUGGCUUUUAGGCGAUUUACGUGAAAUUAACAACGAAAAUGGAUGUUUACCAAAGAAUCUUUCUGCAGAAAAAUCAACAAUACUCAAUGAUUGUUAUAUUCUUCAGAUAGAAAAGAUGUACGAUAUUUCAACAUCAAAAUACAAACAAUUGAAUAAAAUUCGAAAUAUUAACGUUGAAAAUAUAAAAGCAACGAAAGAAAAUGAAAAAAAUGAAAUUUUCCAACCAAAAGGAAAAAGGAUGUAUCAAUUAUAUCUUAGCGAUGGUUUACAAGAAAUUCAAGCAAUUGAAUACAAGUCUAUCGAUCUUUUUAACGAUACAUUAUUGCCGGGCAAUAAAUUAAAAAUCAUUGGACCAAUAACAUGUAGACGUGGAAUAAUUUUACUUGAGAAAAAAAAUAUUGUCAUUCUCGGUGGCGAAGUUGAAGAUUUAUUAAUCGUGAAUUCUGUGGAAAAUGUUUUGGCUCGAUUUCUGAAUUGGCAAGAAAAUCCAGAUCCAUACAACGAUGUAAAAAAAGAAAAAGAAUGUGAAAAAAUGGAACUCGAGGAAGAAUAUUUAAAUGAUUUAGUACAAUUGGUACGAUCUCAAGACAGUAAAGAUAAAGAAAUUUCAAAUUCACUUCAAAAUAUUUCAACUAUUAAUCGUCAGUCCGUGAGUAAAUUAAAUUACGAAAAAAAUUUAAUUUCUCAAGAUAAAUAUUCCUUCGACGAUGAAUUAGAAACACUAUUAAAUGAUCCCGAUUUACUUCAUGAAUUUCCAUCAAUGACAAAUGAAAAUUUUCCAAUUCCCAACGAAACUUGUAAAAUAAAUCCACAAAUAUUAAAAUUGGAAAACUUAUCCAAUAAUCGUCAAUGUGAAAAUAAUUCUUUAUCAAUUACAAAAAUUUAUAAAAACAAUAUUAGCGAAUUGAAAAAUCAAAAUUUUGAGGAAAAAAAUUCCAAUUCUGUAAAUUUAUUGAAAUCAUGGAAUAUUGAGGAAUCGAAAAUAUUCCAAAAUGCUAAAACAAAAAAUGAAGAAGAAAAAAAUGUAAAAUUUAUCGAAAAUGAGAAAAUAAAGAAUUUGCCAAAUUCACCAAUUUCCAAUGAUUUAAUUUUAAAUGAUAACGAUGUGAUAGUUAUCGAUGACGAUUCGAAUACAAGUGAAUAUUCAAAAUUCUCAAAAUUAAAUUAUCGACAAAACGAUAAUAAUCUAAUUAAUAUUGAUUUUGAUUUGGAAAUUCAAAAAUUCAAAAUUUCUUCCAACAAAGAGGAAAAAUUGACUAAAAAAACAUUUGAUAUUAAUAAUUUGAAUAAAACUUAUGAAAUUGACGAUAAAAGUUCAUCCAAUGAUUCGAUUAAAAAUAAAACUUCAAUAGAUUCCAUUGAAAAUGAUAAAUACAAAAUAUCUCAGAAUGAAAAUAAAUUAUUCGACGAAUUUUCUCAAAACAAAUCAAAUACCAUAAAAAGACCAAAAUCUCUUGGAUUUAAAGGAUUUCUAAACAACAAAACAUCUGAUAUUGAUGAGAAAAAAAUUUCAAAACCAUUUAAACCUCUAUUUCCAAAAUUCAAUUCAAAAAUAAAAAAUUUAGAUAUGGAAAUAAAAAAUACAAAUUCGGAAUUAUUUUCCAAUGAACAAAUAAAUUUGGAAACAAUUACAAAAGAAUCGUCAAAAAAUGAUAAUACAAAAAUUUCAAAUCAUAACCUCGAUAUGCGACUAAAUAAAUUAUUAAAUUUGCCAAGUGACAUGGAAAAAUCACCAACUGGAUCAAAACGAUUGGCGAGUGUGGAUAAUCUUUUAAAUUCACGUGAAAAUAAAACACCUCGAGUUUCAGAAUCGGAGGGAAUUUUUGAAAUCGAAGAAAAAAUGGAAAUAACAAAUAGUGAAGAAUAUCCGAAAAAUUGCGAUUUAAUUUGUGAUUUAAUUGUCAUGACAUUGACGGAUCAAGUUUUAUAUAAAACAAUUAAAGCGCAAGUUAAAGAAAUUGUUAAAUUAACCAACAAAUGUGGCGUUUAUAAAUUAACUGGUGUAAUAACGGAUGGUACUGCAACUUUAAAAGUUAAAUUUUCAUCUCAGUUUAUAGAAAAAAUUAUAGGAAUAUCUGCUCUCAAAUUUUCAACACUGAAGAAACAAGCAAAAACUGAUCCCAAUUUGGAACAUAAAUUAUUACAUAGUUUGCGAAAAGGUCAAGAAAAAUUGGUGAAAACAGAUUGGUUAAUGCAUUUGGCAUUGGUGAAAAAUGAAAAACCAAUUGUUAUGGAAGGUUUUGAAUUAUCUGAAAGUGAAAAAGAAAUUUUUCAGAAAAGAUUGCAAAUUUUAAAAACACGUCAAAUUUAAUGAAAUUUAUUUUUAAAAAAACAAUUGCAAAGAAAUAUUCAUAAUUCUAAUUGAAUUCUAUAUAAAAUCAAUUAGUUAAAAGCUAAUAUAUUUUUUAAUUUUUAAAAUUACUUCUAAAUAAAUUUAAUGAAAACUUUGAAUUUCAGAUGAAAUUAGUUCAAAAUUUUGUAUUUAAUUCCAAUUAAUUCAAGGACUUUUUUAAAAAUCUGGAAAUUGUUCAUUAAAAGGUGAAAUUAAAUAAUUUUAUCAAUUUUAGAAAAUAAAUGUAUUUAAAAAUAAUUUGUUUGUUAUAAAAUACC
Leptopilina boulardi is the source of this 2961-nucleotide messenger RNA. RefSeq names its product recQ-mediated genome instability protein 1-like. Gene Ontology annotation, molecular function: nucleotide binding. The record is from RefSeq and is a predicted model, not a curated record. Gene Ontology annotation, biological process: resolution of meiotic recombination intermediates; double-strand break repair via homologous recombination. Lineage: Eukaryota; Metazoa; Arthropoda; Insecta; Hymenoptera; Figitidae. Bases 200 to 2662 code for a protein of 820 amino acids. The transcript is spliced from 8 exons. Gene Ontology annotation, cellular component: RecQ family helicase-topoisomerase III complex; nuclear body.